AUGUCUGGUGGUGAAAAACUUUCUGCCUUUGGCAGUGAUCCUGUUCCUGACACCCACUUUUAUAGGAGUCUUUCUCCGCUUGAAUCUCAUUGGAAAGUUAUGAAGAAGAUCUUGCGGUAUCUCAAAGGGACUUUGGAUUUUGGGUUGAGCCUUAAGAAGUGCUCUAAUCUCUCUUUGACAGGAUUUUGUGAUGCAUAUUGGGCAUCGGACCCAGAUGAUAGCCGCUCCACUUCAGGUUUCUAUGUUUAUCUUGGUGCAAACCUUGUUUCUUGGGCUUCUAAAAAACAGCGCAUUGUGUCUUGUUCAAGCACGGAAGUUGGGUAUCAUAGCUUAGCAAAUGCUACAGUAGAAGUUGUAUGGAUUUAG
This is a messenger RNA of Humulus lupulus (European hop), 366 nucleotides long. RefSeq names its product secreted RxLR effector protein 161-like. Bases 1 to 366 code for a protein of 121 amino acids. The record is from RefSeq and is a predicted model, not a curated record. The transcript has 2 exons. NCBI's taxonomy places the organism in Eukaryota, Viridiplantae, Streptophyta, Magnoliopsida, Rosales, Cannabaceae.